Molecule: messenger RNA, 267 nt
Organism: Lathyrus sativus (Indian pea)
Lineage: Eukaryota; Viridiplantae; Streptophyta; Magnoliopsida; Fabales; Fabaceae
Source: the annotation of a GenBank genome assembly
AUGGCGAGUACCAAAGUUCAGAGGGUUAUGACCCAACCCAUUAACUUGAUCUUUAGGUUUCUUCAAAGCAAAGCUCGCAUUCAGAUUUGGCUCUUUGAGCAAAAGGAUUUGAGGAUUGAAGGAAGAAUCAUUGGUUUUGAUGAGUACAUGAAUUUGGUUUUGGACGAUGCUGAAGAAGUAAACGUCAAGAAGAAGAGCAGAAAGACAUUAGGGAGGAUCCUUCUUAAAGGAGACAACAUCACUUUAAUGAUGAACACGGGGAAAUGA